CGUAGAGUAAUCACCUACACAGAAACUACACUCGUAUAUACACAAGAUGAGAUUUCCUAGUGUUUCUGUGCUGGCAGCAGCCAUAUUCCUUUCCGGAUUAGUCUCUGCCAACAUUGCCACCUUUGAUAGUGAGGAUCAUCCAAUUGUUUGUGCUGGGAUAUAUUCCAAAGUAGAGUGGGGUGGUAGUGCUACUCCACAUAUUGGACUUCAAUUGAAUGAAUACGAUGGCGUAAAAUAUGACAAGACCAAACCCUCCGACAAGAGUUUGGCCAUCAGCUAUACUAUCUUCGAAUACAAGGACCUUGUAAAUAUUGGUGUCCCCACUGAAGACGGUAAUUAUAAAUAUAUUUGUGACGACUUUGCCAUAAAUAAAUUGAAGGCAUGUGACGUAUCUCAAAAGGGCCGGUUUAUUAUCAAUCCAAAUGGUACCAACUCAACGAUUUACUCGUCUCAAAUAACUCAAUUGGGUCCUGCUCAUAUCAAUUACACCGUAUCAGACACUGGUUACUACUGUGUUAUUACUGACUCUCGUUCGGAUAAGCAUUUCCGUGGAGCAGUGAAAUUUCAAAAUGCCUUUGGGGAACUCAGUGGUAGUGAAGUACCCAAGUUACCUGCGUAUGGAAUCUUGACCAUUUGUUAUGCAAUUGCCCUUGCCUUGUAUGGAUUUGAAUUCUUUAAAAAGAGAAAUAAGAACCAAAUUCUCCCAUUACAGCGUUAUCUCUUGGCUAUGUUAGGGUUCCUUACUUUUGACACAUUGGUAGUAUGGUCCUAUUAUGACUUGGUCAACCGUACUAAGAACACCUCGAAGUUUGUGACGUUUUACAUGUUUAUGCUUUCCAUUUUAAACGCCGCUAAAAUCACCUUUGCGUUCUUUUUAUUACUUUGUAUCUCCUUGGGAUACGGUGUGGUUGUAAUGAAGUUGAAGAAGAGUGUCAUGCUCAAAUGCAAAAUCUUGGCUGGAUGUCAUUUUGCCGCUUCCACUGCUUACUUAGCAUCAAGCUAUUACACCGGUGCAUCUGUUUCCACUUCUUCUGGUACCUUAUCUAACCAAUCGAGUUUUGGUGGGUUCCUUUUCUUGUUGCCAUUGAUUCCAAUUACAGUGACUUUAACAAUCUAUUACCUCGCCAUUCUUGUAUCGAUUAAGAAAACCACUGCAAAAUUACAUGCUCAACGUCAAAUUAUUAAAUUGAAAUUAUAUGAAAGUCUUUUCAAAAUUAUUUUCUUUUCUGUUAUGUGCACCUUUGCUGGACUUUUCUUAUCAUCAUUUAUUUAUCUUGGAAUGAAUUCAAUUGAAGUCGUCGAACAUUAUUGGAAAGGUGCUUACUUCCUCUUUGAUUUCUGGCCAAGUGUUGUAUUCUUUGCUGUGUUCAUGGGUGUUGCAUGGUUAUGGAGACCUACUGAAACAAGUUAUAUGUUGGCCAUUUCUCAACAACUUUCAGGUCAAGAAGUGGAAGAAGGUGAAGAAGGUGCCAAUGGACAAGGAUACCAUCAAGGUACCGAGUUUGAAUUAGAUGACAUGUCCUUGAUGAGUCACAGUGAUACCGAACAACAUUUGCAUACUGGAGAUGAUGAUAGUUUUGAACUUGACCGUGAAACUCAAACUGUUGUGGACCAAGAACCACCUUCUUAUAGUCACGAGGAUGAAAAUGCCGAUAAGGUGAACCCCAAGAAUAAGAAUGUUACCACCGAAGAUAACCAAAAUACUCUCUUUGAAUUUGGCGGUGAUUCUGACGAGGAAGAAGAACAUCCAGAAGAUGACCGUUUAGAUAGAGAUGCCCCAAAGUAAAUUUAUUCUCAUAGUCGCUGAAAGAAGCGGGAAUAUGAAAACUAUCGAAAAUAAAAUAGAAUUACUGGGGAACAGAAAUUGGAAUUAUACCUAUUUAUAUACAUAUAUACACAUAUACUACUACCAAGGAAGAAAGAGAUUAAGUACAUAAGCCAUUGAUAGUUUAUAUCUACAACAAAAAUAUUUUACUUUCUUGUAUUGUGAUUUCUUUAGUUUUCCAUUAUUUAUUCUAUGGU
Messenger RNA from [Candida] anglica, 2022 nucleotides. The record is from the annotation of a GenBank genome assembly. Lineage: Eukaryota; Fungi; Ascomycota; Pichiomycetes; Serinales; Debaryomycetaceae.